This is a messenger RNA of Ruditapes philippinarum (Manila clam), 591 nucleotides long. RefSeq lists its product as uncharacterized. The coding region runs from base 1 to 591 and encodes 196 amino acids. The record is from RefSeq and is a predicted model, not a curated record. The transcript has a single exon. Lineage: Eukaryota; Metazoa; Mollusca; Bivalvia; Venerida; Veneridae.
AUGUAUAAACGAGUGACUAGCUAUGUUAAGUAUCAGGGUAUCAAAUCAGACAGUUUUCCCGUAUUACAAGGAACUAGACAAGGAGGGAAAAGUUCGCCAUUAUUUUACCUCCUCUUCAUUGAUGGGUUGAUAAAGGAAUUAGAGAAGUGUGGAUAUGGCUUUUGUGUAUAUGACCUAAAUGUUUCAACCCCAACUGUAGCCGAUGAUAUGGUCCUAGUGUCAUUGUCGAAAUGUGGUAUGGACAAAAUGCUCGAUAUAUGCUCCAACUAUUCCCGUCAAUGGAGAUAUAACUAUAAUGUCAUAAAGUGUGGAAUAAUUGUUUAUAACGAAAGAGAUACAGAAUCAAAAGAUAAUCGUGAGUUCAAAUUAGGAAAUGAAGUGAUCAAAGAAACAAAAAGUUAUAAACAUUUAGGCAUAGAGACUGAAAAAACCCUCAACACAAAGAAACCAAUAUUUGAUGCAGGGAACAAACUUCGCGGCACUUUGCUUAGCAUUCAUAAUAAUGGCAUAAAUCCUCAACUUUUUAAACCCAAUCACCUCAAGAACUAUUUAUUGCUCUGUUGUCAUUCCUCGUGCAUUGUAUGGUUGUGA